This is a messenger RNA of Fundulus heteroclitus (mummichog), 8238 nucleotides long. RefSeq names its product protocadherin 7b (gene pcdh7b). Gene Ontology annotation, molecular function: calcium ion binding. Gene Ontology annotation, biological process: homophilic cell-cell adhesion. Gene Ontology annotation, cellular component: plasma membrane. Bases 985 to 4779 code for a protein of 1264 amino acids. The record is from RefSeq and is a predicted model, not a curated record. The transcript is spliced from 3 exons. Lineage: Eukaryota; Metazoa; Chordata; Actinopteri; Cyprinodontiformes; Fundulidae.
ACUGCAAUAUCAUUUGUGAAUCCCUCUCACAGUGCUGCAGAUAGGGGCUGCCAACACAUGCGACGCGUCUGCAGGUGAGAGAGAGAGAGAGACACAGAGAGAGAGAGAGAGAGAGAGAGCGAGACAGGGGGAGUGGAGGAGUCCACGCUGAACACGCAGAACGCUGAGAGGAGUUCAACCUACAAGCUGCGUCGGAUAUACACUUUUUCACUUUCUCUGCUGUUUUUUUUUUCUUUUGAGCUCAGCCCUGAUUUUUUUUUUUUUAAGAUCUACUUUUUAUCUAUUUUGCUGAUAUAUAUUGGAGUUGGUUCGUUAAGGCAGACGAGGAGGAGUGACUUGGACGAAGGAAGGAGGCAGUCUAAAGCCACACAGGUAAUGCUGCAUAUCCUUAGAAAUAAAGGGGGGCUGAUGAGCGCCGCGCUCAAACCCCGUAGUGGGAUGAGUUUGGAAGCUGCGCGGGCAUCUCAUGCAGACGCGCCUCUGAUAACUGUGGACUAAACAUCAGGACAGACGGAGGAAGAGUUCAGUUCUCCCCUCCUUCCUCGUCAUCAAAAAAAGGAAGAGGAGAUUCUACAAACUGGGUACAAAAAAAAAAAAAAAAAGAAGAGAAGCGUGAGCGACGCGGACUGCAUGCACUUUCUGCUGAUGCUCGGGACUAUUGCACUUCGGCACAGUCCGGAGCGCACGGAGCCUCCCCGGCAAAAAACAGUGUCUCUGAUUUUUAGAACACAUAAAUUAAGGUAAAAGGAAAGCCCCCCUCCUUGCGUGCACUUGCUGCUUUCCACUGCAGCAGAAACGAGAGGAUGAAGUCUCACGCAUCCUAAGAAAAAAAAGAAAAAAGAAAAAGACCGCGCACCUAAUGAGAACGAGAUUGCCUUUUUAUACGCAGACUGCCAAUUAACAUUUAUUUUUUGACUUUUUUUUUUUUUGGUAGUUUUUUUUUAUUUAUUUAUUUUUGCCUGGACAUCUCUGCAAGACUGAACAAUGGGGACUACUGCAGCGGUGGACUGUUUGUACUAUUGCAUGCUCAUAUUGCAGCUUGUGCACCAGCCUGCUGCGAGUAAGCAAGUGCUCCGGUACCGCUUGGCCGAGGAGGGACCGGCCGAUGUCAGAGUUGGCAACGUAGCCGGCGACCUGGGCAUCGUGGCCGGGUCCGGCGAGGUGACGUUCACCCUCGAGUCCGGCUCGGAUUUUUUCAAAAUAGACAACAUCACAGGUGAGCUCACGACCAACGAGAGGCGGAUAGACCGCGAGAAACUACAACAGUGCCAAAUGAUUUUUGACGAGAACGAGUGUUUCAUAGAUUUCGAGGUGUCCGUGAUCGGACCGGCUCAGAGCUGGGUCGACCUCUUUGAGGGGAAAGUCAUCAUAUUAGAUAUAAAUGACAACACUCCGUCUUUCCCCUCGCCGGUCCUGACACUAUCUGUGGAGGAAAACAGACCCAUUGGAACCCUUUAUCUGCUGCCCACAGCCACAGACAGAGAUUUCGGCCGUAAUGGAAUAGAGAGAUAUGAGCUCAUUCAGGACAAUGGGGAAAAUUCAAGACGCUUGGGGUCUUCGGGGGAUUCUUACCAAGGGAAAAGGAGAUUUGAGGAGGGCGCAAGCAGGAGCAGUGUCUUUGAGCUGCAAGUUGCUGACACAACUGAUGGAGAGAAGCAGCCCCAACUCAUCAUUAAAGGGGCCCUUGACAGAGAACAGAGAGACUCAUAUGAGCUCACCUUGCGGGUUAGGGACGGAGGAGAUCCCCCGCGCUCAUCUCAGGCCAUUCUGAGAGUAAUGAUCACUGACGUGAAUGACAACAGCCCCCGGUUUGAAAAGAAUGUGUAUGAAGCUGACCUGCCUGAAAACAGCUCCCCCGGGGCCCCCAUACUCCAGCUUAAAGCAGCAGACGCAGACGUGGGGGUUAAUGGUCAAAUUGAAUAUGUGUUCGGGGCAGCCACAGAGUCCGUGAGAAGACUGCUGAGGUUGGAUGAGAGCACCGGGUGGCUAAGUGUCUUGCACCGCAUUGACCGUGAAGAAGUUAGCCAACUGAGGUUCACAGUAAUGGCCCGUGACCGGGGCCAGCCGCCCAAAAUGGAUAAGGCCACGGUGGUGCUGAACAUCAAGGACGAGAACGACAACGUACCGGCAAUCGAAAUCCGAAAAAUCGGCCGCAUUUUUCUUAAAGAUGGCGUGGCCAACGUAGCUGAGGAUGUGGUGGUUGACACGCCCAUUGCCUUGGUUCAGGUGUCAGACCGAGACCAAGGGGAGAAUGGCAUAGUGACCUGUACGGUAGUAGGGGACGUGCCCUUUCAGCUUAAACCAGCCAGUGAGAUGGAAGGUGAGCAGAACAAGAAGAAGUAUUUUCUCCACACAUCCGCACCACUGGACUAUGAGGCCACACAGGAAUACAAUGUGGUCAUAGUGGCUGUGGACUCCGGAAGCCCCAGUCUGGCAAGUAAUAACUCUCUUAUCGUCAAAGUGGGUGACACUAAUGACAAUCCUCCUAUCUUUAGCCAGAACGUAGUUGAGGUAUCCUUCCCUGAAAGCAAUGCCCCUGGCGAGAGGGUGACAACAGUAAAAGCUGUUGAUGCUGACAGCGGGAAAAAUGCUGAAAUAGCAUAUUCCCUCGAUUCUUCUGUAAAUGGGAUUUUCUCUAUUGAUGCAGACAGUGGAGACAUCCGAGUAAACACCAUCUUGGAUAGAGAGCAAACAGAGCGCUAUGAAUUUAAAGUGAUAGCUAAAGAUAAAGGCAUAAACACUCUGCAGGGCUCUGCAACGGUGGUUGUUCUCGUGGGGGAUAAGAAUGACAAUGAUCCAAAGUUCAUGCAGGAUGUGUUCACCUUUUAUGUCAAAGAGAAUCUCGACCCGAACAGCCCAGUUGGUAUGGUCACGGUAAUUGAUGCCGAUAAAGGCCAAAAUGCAGAGAUGGGUCUUUUCAUUGAGGAAGAGGAGGAAAUCUUUUCUAUUGAGAACGAAACUGGGACUAUUUUUUCCACCCUCUCCUUUGACAGAGAGCAAAAAACUACAUAUACAUUCCGUGUCAAAGCUGUGGACGGUGGCGAUCCACCCAGAUCCGCUACGGCCACAGUCUCACUUUUCGUUAUGGAUGAAAAUGACAACGCGCCAACAGUCACCUUCCCGAUAAACAGCUCUUACACCCUUCUUCCUCCCUCCAGCAACAUCCGGACAGUUGUCAGAACGGUCAUAGCCACCGAUACGGACACCGGCAUCAAUGCGGACCUGAACUACAGCAUCAUCGGGGGCAAUCCCUUCAGACUGUUUGAGAUUGAUGGGGGCACAGGGGUCAUCUCGCUGAUGGCAAAGCUGGAACCGAAACACUAUGGUCUCCACAGACUUGUAGUCCAGGUGAAUGACAGUGGUCAGCCUUCGCAGAGUACCACCACUCUGGUUCACGUGUACGUUAAUGAAACACUUUCUAAUUCCACAAUAGUGGAGGCACAGGUGGCAAAGAGCCUGAGUACGUCCCUGAACACCAACAUUGCUGGUGACCCCAACUAUGACCUCAGCAAACAGCGCUUAAGCAUAGUAAUAGGAGUAGUUUCGGGCAUCAUGACGGUCAUUCUCAUCAUCCUUGUUGUUGUCAUGGCCCGCUAUUGCCACCCUAAAAAUAAGAAUGGCUAUGAAGCGGGCAAGAAGGAUCAUGAGGACUUUUUCACGCCCCAGCAGCACGACAAAUCCAAGAAGCCCAAAAAAGACAAGAAGAAACAGAAGUCCAAACAGCCUCUCUACAGCAGUAUUGUCACUGUAGAGGCUUCCAAACCCAACGGGCAGCGCUACGACGGGGUCAACGAGAAGCUUUCGGACAGCCCCGGCAUGGGGCACUACCGUUCGGUCAACGGAGGGCCAGGGAGCCCGGACCUGGCUCGGCACUACAAGUCCAGUUCACCGCUCCCCACUGUCCAGCUUCACCCUCAGUCACCGACGGCUGGGAAAAAGCACCAGGCAGUUCAGGACCUGCCCCCUGCCAAUACCUUCGUUGGCACCGGGGAUAACAUUUCCCUUGGAUCUGACCACUGCUCCGACUACAGCACUCAAACCAUCAACAAGUACAACAAACAGCCGUUUCGUCGAGUGACCUUCUCGGUGGUGAGCCAGCCCCAGGACCCUCACCAGCAGGGAUCGCUGCAGAGCUGCUACGACAGCGGCCUGGAUGAAUCGGAGACACCCAGCAGCAAGAGUUCUUCGGGCCCCCGCCUAGGCGCCCUCCCCCUGCCCGAGGACAGCUACGAGAGGACAACGCCGGAUGGCAGUGUCGGUGAGGCAGAGCACAUGGAAAAUGAUUCACGGCCCUUGCCUGACGUAGCCAUGACUGGCAAGUGCACCCGGGAGUGCAACGAGUACGGCCACUCGGACUCCUGCUGGAUGCCUGUGCGCACGUCGCCCGAGCGAAGGCCGUCCAAGUCAACUACCAACCCCCAACAACAACAACCAAAGCUUUCCACUUUCAUGACCGGCAAUGGCAGCAGCGGGAGCAGCAGCAGCAGCAGUGGCAGCACGGAGCAGCCAGGUAGCCAAGAGACCCUCGCCAUGGCCGCCAUGGCUAAUGGAGACCCCACCGCCACGCACAUGAUGGGAGACCGCAACCGCAACCUGCUCAACAAGAAGAUGGCCUCCUCCUCUUCUUCAUACGAGGCCUUUGGCUCGCCUUCCUAUGGCUCACCAGGAGGUGGAGAAGAGACGCUGGGACUCCCUACCGAGGAGAUCCCCCUGGCGCCAACCGGCGAGUACAAGCCCACUUCCUGUGGCACUCUGACGCGACGGGAGGUGUACCUGUAAAUCCAGGAGGUUUACCACAACGCCGGUGGCAUUAAAACCCAUCGUGAAGGAUAGGUACUCAACCCAUAACUGUUGCUGUUUUAGAUGCUUUUUUUUUUACCCACCCACGAUCCAACUAAAACUUCUCCAAAGAUGUUACAGCUACUCCUUAACAAAACAUCUGAGUGAACAUGUAAACACAGAACAUUUUCUUAAAGUGCUAAAUCUGGCCGUGUACCGGCUGAGAAGAGGAGGAGGAACUAAUGGAGAGUCUCGCUGUUGGGAGCCAGCCUGCUGCCUGAUAGUCCAUCUGUAAAGUUAAUCAACUCAUUUUAGAUGUACAGCACACGCAUGACUACUCCAACGUUCCCCACAGAAAGAACUGCUGUUUUUAAAGAUAACACUGUACAAAUAAGCCUAUUUCCGUCCUUCCCUUUGUCUUUUCGUUUUCUGGAAUCAGAAUUGUACUCGCAGAUUCUUUGGACUGCGGAGUCUUUCUUGGUUUUGCCUUUUUUUUUUAUAACUCAUAACAGUCUGGCCAAGAUGCCCUUUGGCUAAACAAAGCAACGGACUCUCUCACUAUACUGACCAUGGAAUCGUCCAUCUUUAGAGUUUGUAACUGAACUUGCAAGCCGCGACCCGGCUGAAUUUGAAUCUCAUAAGGGACUGGAAAGACUUAGCUUUAAAAACUCUUCCCUCUUCGCGAUACAGAAGCUCUUAGGUUAGAAGCCAAUGGACUUUCCUGGCUGGACUACAACUCCAUGUAGAGACAAUGAUGAACUUGUGAUGAAUGACCGACAGCGUGAGCACCUUACGCAAGUGUCACUCAUUGUAAAUACGCAUCGGAAGAUGGCAACAGAGCAAGCGGCUUUGCCCCCACCCCUGCUACCUUUACUCAGUCUCUUGCUGUUUUGUCUUUAAUAAUCUUUGCUAAGAUUGAGACGAAACCCCACCUUGAGAAAUGCAAGAAACGUCUACAAUCACGAGAAGCAUGGUUUAUUAUCAGAUCACCUUAGUAAGAAGAGUAUACAAACUAUUGAGUUUAACUGUGUUUAUUGGUGGCAAGUUGGGUUAAGCACAGUGUGUUGGCAAGAGAUUAAAAUUCUAGAGGUGUUGGGAGACUGAGAAGCAUUCCCAUGGUUGAGUUAGCACUGGAAAAGUUGCAAGGACAGACAUGUCUUACUUUCAUUUGUGCGCAUGAGUGUGUGUGUAGUAGGACUGAGCAAUAAAUACCAUGGCGUAAGUGUGGCCAGUAUCUUGUUUUUCACUCUUCGCUCAAAAGCCUUCGAGUUGACAUCAACACCCAUACACUGGAAUCCUUUAAGCGCUCAUAGCGGUUGCUUUCUUAUACCAUGAAUGUAAAGCCCUGUGCACACAACGUGUUUUGUUUGUUUGUGUUUGUUGUUGUUUUUUGGUUAAAACGGAAAGGUUUUGUUGCAUUUCUGCUAUUUGUGUGAAUGCCAUUCUGGUUCACACAAAUGGCUCAGGUUCUCUCUGAAAAUGGCACAAUUGGAAAAUAGCUUCCGGAGUGGAAGGAUUCAAAAGCAUCUCGGUCUCAGUUGUCUGGAGCACAAAACAAAAAAUGGAAUCUGCUUGUUUGUGGACGCCCUAACACAUGCACAGUAUGACUGCAAUCAGAAGAAAUAAAUGUGCACCACAUAAUGGAUACCGAGCUGUCUGAAAACCACAGCGGUGAUUUUAUAUUUCAGAGUCAUGCGAACCACUUGCUUGUAAGGCCAUAGAAACAUUUAAGUCCCGGCCAGUCUGAGAAUUUAUUCAGCAGUGGUGCCUUUUAAAGCAGGGAGUGUUUGUACAAAGAUCGUGAUUAAAACAUCAAGUAGAUUUGUUAACAGAAAAAUAAAUCUCGUUUUUAUUGCUGUGUGGACAGGGCCUAAGAAUUGGCAAAGUUAGGGAACUAUCGCACAAAAACAGUGGCAGUUUGGAAUAAAUUUUGAGAAAUUUUGCUGUCAAUGUCAAACCAAAAACUCACAAAUAGGAUGAUGUAUUACCCUUAGACGAAGAAAAAGAAAGCUUUCUCAGAGAACCUCGCUUUAAGUACGCAUUACUUGUUUUGUGGAAGAAUGAGCGAUAAGAAUGUGAUGUCUCAACUAAACAACCCAUAUAAUUAUACAACUACUCUUUCUACACACAAAUAUUAUUGUUGAGAUUUUGUGCCUCCCUGUGUACAUUGUUUUCUUUUUUUAUUAUUAUAAUUUUUGAAGCUGCAGAGGCACAAAUCUCACUGUAAUUAAAGAGAUGCAAUGUAACUUUUAUUUUUUUCUUUGUUUGUUUUGUUUGUUUGUUUUUGUACUUUAGCAAAAUCCCCCUUUUGCUCAACCGGAGGUGCUUUUUCAGUUUUUUUUCUAAAAACCCCACUCCGGCAAUCUAUAGCCUGUAAGUAAUACUUGUCGUUUGAAAGAAAGUGCUCCUAAUACUUAUCAACUGUAUACAUAAAUAUUUACUUUUUACUGCACGUUUAAUGGCAACGUACUUCACUUACAGAGGAGGAAAGAUGAAAAAAAUAAAUAAAUAAAAACUGUAAAAGAAAAUGUACAAAAAUUUACCAAAAAAAAAUUUCUCUUGUAAACAGAAGCCCAUCUUGUUGCUUGCAUUUUACCCAUGUAAUGCGACUUUGUACACCAAUCAAGACUGAACAAUGGAUUUUUUUUUUCACCCAUUAACAAAUUUUAUAGUUGCCUCAUGUCACAAAAUACUUUCAAUGUUUUUUUUUUUCUUCUAUAUCAGAUGUAUACCAUUAGACUAGACAAUUUUUCAUGUAUUUUAUUGUUUUAAUCCCUUACAAUGAUGAGUCACACAGUUGCAGAUAAAAUUGUGGAAAUGGUCGCAAUGAUGUACUGUGUUUCACUCUUUGUUUUUCUCCUUUAUCUGGUUCCACUUUGUAUACUGAGAGUGCUUCUAAAAAAAGGGGGGGGGGAUAAAACAAAACAAAAUUAGAGAGAAUGCAAAUAUGCAAUUGUGCCUUUUUAUACCAAUUGAUAGGAUUAACUGUUGGUCUGGAAUGGUGCAUAAAUGAUCACGCUAACAAGUAGAUGGGGUUGGCAUUUAAGCACUGAAAGUCAUCUGCAUAUCUUAGAUGAAAUACCACGAUGUCAACAAUUUGUUUUCUUGCUUUUUGAAGGACAACUUGUCACAUGUCAGUAAGCCAGUAUAGGGUCUAAACAUUUAAAUGGCUGUUCUUCACUCUGGAUCAGUUAACUUGUUGACUUACCCAUUUCCUAGUGCAUCCUUAGUGCAUUACUGAAUGAAUACAGGUGCAGGUGAAAAGUUGCUUGUUGGUGGAACUGAUCUAUUGGAUUUACUUUUUUUUUUUUUUUCGUCGUGUUCCGCUCAUGUACACGUGUGACAACAGAGGUCAAGUAACCUUCAUUGUGCAUGAAACAAAAGCUCUAGAACUGAAUCUAAAAAAGCUCUGAAUGUUAAAGAAAGCGGGGGAAGGUAAGAAAAACAAACAAGAAAAAA